GUGGCGAGAAAUGAUUCUUAGACUGUGAAAUAUUUACAUUUGUAAUUCGUCUUUCUUCUUCGCGCUUAGUCAGGAUGAAUAUACUGCAAUGUCUCUUUUAACAGCUUUAGAAGAGCAGGAAUUAUCUCCAGAUCGAGGAUGGACAAGUGCUAAUCAGUUCACCAGUUUCCAGUCUCAGUCCUCGGUCAGCAGAAUGACAAGCCCCAGCUCCGGGGCUGGCAGUGGCAGUUGGGGGGAGUCCCAAAGACUUGAGGGUCUGUUGCCGCAGCCCAUGGAGGAUAUGAAGACAGAAGCAGCUGAUGGGCCAGAAGAAGUGAUGCUAGUUGAUCCAACAAGCCAGAAUCAGGCAGUGAACUUACUGGAACAGCUUGGAACUACUGAAAAUACCAUCCAGCUUCAGUUAGGGGAAGAAAUCUACUCGAUCCCUAGCUCCUCAAGCAGUCAGUACCUUGUACCCUCUGACUUCACCCCCAGCCCUACCCAGCCAGCUGCAUACCAAACUGAGACGCCCAUGGACUAUAUCCCAUCACCACAGGAACAGUCAGGGAACUUUCUCCAUGCUGCCACAAGUCCGAAUGUCCAGUAUUCUUUACAGCAAAGUUCUGCUCCAUCGACUACCAUUCAGCAUGCCUUCACUCCAUCACUUCAGCAGUCCCCCCGUUCAGCAGGUGACUGUUCAGCGUGAUCAGCAGUCAAUCCAGCAAUCACACAUUAAGCAGACGUCACUUAAUGCUCAGCAUUUGCAGCAGACGUCAGUCCAGCUCUCCCCGACAGCACAUGCUCAGCAACAGGCUUCUACCACACAGUAUCAACACAAUCAGUUCACCCAUCAGCAGUACCCCUCCAGCGAGAACAGCUUCUCAGGUUCCCCUGUUCCAUCAAGCUUCAGCAAUUUUACCCCCUCAAAUAUCUCAGACCAAACAUCUUCUUUGAGUCCAGAAAUCUACAGCUCAUCUAGUCAAGCGUCUUCAGAAAGCUUCAUUAACCGGAUAGCAACUCCACCAAAGACAAAAUAUUCCAAAAACACAGUUCAGAGUUCAGGAAUGUCCAUGAUACGAGAAUAUGAAUCUGCCUCUCCUCAUUUUGGUGAGAAUGUGGGUGAGGUGGCACUGACAAUGUCUAGUGAAGAGGCUAGAUCUAGCCCUGUGAUUGGAACUCCUAAUCAGGUAUACAGGGGCAGUCCCUAUCCUCAGCAGUCACCUCAAGAUGUCCGGUACAAUGUGUCCGCCCCCUCAAAUUUUGAUCAACGCGAUAUAGGUCAGAAUUACGGACAACAGCAUUCUCCGAACUUGAUGAACACGCAUCAGCAGCAGGACAUGACCAGUGGAUCCCCACAGCAGCAUAUUAUGAACACAUCACAGCAUCAGCUGUUGAAUACCUCACAGCAUCAACAAGGCCUGAAUGCAUCACAGAUGUUCAAUUCAGUGAAUCAUCAGCAUCAGACGUUGAACAGUUCACAGCAACAAAUGAAGACGGCGACGCACCAACAGCAGGAUCUGUCCAGUGCAUCUCUGCAGCAUCAGGGAUUGAUGAACCAGACACAGCGGGGUUUGAACAUCGCCCAUCAGAUUGAGAGCUCUGAUGGACAACAGACAUUCUCAAAUGAUGCGCAACAAACUUUGUCUGUCAGGGGACAGAAUUUUCAGAAAGGAUAUGUUUACCUUGUCAAAAAGUCCAAUGGCACUGGAGGUUUCCUAGCUAAGUACACAGCAAAUGGGCUGGAACCAAUGAAGGAAACAGUCAACUUUCAGGGCAAAUUAAAUGCAAGUGGUGGCAACAUUAUUGGAGGGGGUAGGGGGAGCACAUCUAGGGGGCGUGGUCGGGGUCAGGGCAGGGGAAGAGGUCAAGGUCAAAUGCAGGGGCGGCCUCUCAAGGGCAAUGCUACAGGGCUACACAUGUCUGCUGCUGAUGGCAACUCCAUGACUGUGAUGAAAGGACGCUCCUUGCUUGGCAAUGUGGCCAGUGCCAGCAUGCUUGGAGAAAGUAUUCCCAGAACAACGCCCAGAACAUCCUGCCCAAUGGAAGGAUCUGGCGCCACACUAGUCUGGAUACAUCACAGCUUGCACGCCCACCUCUCCAUCCCGAGAUGCAGUUGACUCCCGGCAGCCACAGCAAUGCAGACAUGGCAGGGGAGCCCCAAGAUCUACCACUGGUCCAGCAUGGCGAUCUUCCAAAGACGGAACCCAAAAUCCUGACAGACGACCAGCUGAUGAUGCGUCCUCAGGACCCACCAAAGCCAAAGAAGCAAUCAGGG
Molecule: messenger RNA, 2254 nt
Organism: Haliotis rubra (blacklip abalone)
Lineage: Eukaryota; Metazoa; Mollusca; Gastropoda; Lepetellida; Haliotidae
Exons: 7
Coding region: 558-2096 (512 amino acids)
Source: RefSeq, a predicted model, not a curated record